AUGACAGAAAAAAGCACAGCAAACCCAGACAUUUCAGAUCAAGAAGAGGACGCAUAUGAUGCACGUAUACAAAAGACAGGCUGUCAGGAAGAAAACGAUAAUCUCUUGAUAUGCUAUGCAGACAAACGCGACUGGCGACUUUGCAAUGCUGAAAUGCAAGCGUUUCGAAAUUGCUAUCAAAAAAAUAAGCAGAACGCUGGCAGUCAGGAUCUUGAAGAUUCAGAGCGUGCUAAAAAAGCUUAG
Molecule: messenger RNA, 243 nt
Organism: Umbelopsis ramanniana AG
Lineage: Eukaryota; Fungi; Mucoromycota; Umbelopsidomycetes; Umbelopsidales; Umbelopsidaceae
Exons: 1
Coding region: 1-243 (80 amino acids)
Biological process (GO): mitochondrial respiratory chain complex IV assembly
Cellular component (GO): mitochondrial intermembrane space
Source: RefSeq, a predicted model, not a curated record